AUGCUCUUGCUCUUGCUCUUGCUUGCGCUCGCUCCGGCUUGUCUUGCCGUUUCUGUGUCGCGUGUUGAAUCGGGUGAUUAUGGCCCCGUUACCGCCUACGCUCCCCCUCCGGUUGGGCCUUCUGCCAACCUGAUUGUCAAUGACGUUAUAGUUGCACCCGACGGUUUCGUUCGUCCGGCUACGGUGGUCAAUGGUGGCACGCCAGGACCACUCAUCAAAAUCAACAAGAAUGACCCGAUCAAGAUCAAUGUGAUCAACAACCUCACGAAUCCUAACCUAGCAGAAGUCACCAGCGUCCACUGGCACGGUAUCUUCGAGCACGGUCGUCAGUGGGCCGAUGGCGUGGCCUUUGUGACACAAUGCCCGAUCAUUCCGAACGACGCUUUCACCUACAAGCUCAACGCCACAGGUCAGACUGGCACGUACUGGUACCACUCUCAUUAUUCGGUCCAGUACUGUGAUGGGCUGCGAGGCCCGCUUGUCAUCUACGACCCCGAAGAUCCAUACGCCGAUAUGUAUGACGUGGAUGACGAAAGCACAGUUAUUACUAUCGCUGACUGGUACCACCAACCUGCAAAUCUUCUCAAUGCGACAUUUGGAGCCGUCUUGCCAGAUGCGACGCUCAUCAAUGGCAAAGGUCGCUACUGGAACAGUACGUCGGACGUAGACCUCGGAGUCAUCGAGGUUGAACAGGGAAAGUCGUACCGCUUCCGUAUCGUCGGCAUGCAAUGCAACCUUUACUUCAACUUCACCAUCGCUGGGCACAAGAUGACCGUCAUUGAGACUGACGGUAUCGAAAUCGAUCCCGUCGAGGUAGACUCCAUCUCUGUGUUCGCAGCGCAGAGAUACUCUGUCGUCGUCACUGCUAACCAACCCAUCGACAAUUACUGGAUUCGCCUCACCUCCGAAAACACGACGUCUACCUUUAUCAAUGGAAUGAACUCCGCCAUCUUCCGUUACAAAGGUGCACCCGACGCGGACCCUACUAACUCGACUGUUACUUCCACUACGCCGCUAAUCGAUAGUAACAUCCACCCGCUCAUCAACCCCGGCGCACCUGGGGUACACGAAAUCGGCCAAGCAGACGUGAACAUUAACCUCGACCUCGGAUUCAACCUCACCAACACUGUUAACCCUUACUUCUUCAUCAACAACGUCACGUUCUUUAAUCCAGAUGUGCCGGUCCUCCUUCAGAUCCUUAACGGCGCUGUACACCCAUCCCAGCUUCUGCCCAAAGGUUCCGUGUACGAGCUACUACGCAACAAGGUGAUCGAGCUUAGUCUUCCCGUGUCAAGCACCGCAAACGCGGCGGGAGCUCCUCAUCCUUUCCACCUUCACGGCCACGUAUUUGAUGUUAUACGCGCACCCGGAAACAGUACACCAAACUUCGUGAACCCUCCUCGGAGGGAUGUGAUAUCGACUGGCACCCUGGGCGAUAACGUGACGAUUCGCUUUGUCACCGAUAACAGCGGACCUUGGUUCCUCCACUGUCACAUUGACUGGCAUUUGUCCCACGGGUUUGCCGUUGUAAUGGCGGAGAACCCUCCCGCGACAGCUGCUCACCGGAAUGACAUACCCACCUCCUGGAACGAACUCUGCCCAGACUACAACGCCUUCAUUGCCGCAGAUCCCGAUAACGGCAGGUUGUUGUCGCACGAGUUCGGCAUGCUACCAUCCACCGAAGAACAGGUUAUCCUUUCUUUGCCGGAGUCCCACAUGCGGUUUGGACACCACGGUCUGGAUCCGUUCUAG
Messenger RNA from Coniophora puteana RWD-64-598 SS2, 1752 nucleotides. RefSeq names its product laccase (gene Cplcc4). The transcript is spliced from 8 exons. Bases 1 to 1752 code for a protein of 583 amino acids. Gene Ontology annotation, molecular function: copper ion binding; oxidoreductase activity. NCBI's taxonomy places the organism in Eukaryota, Fungi, Basidiomycota, Agaricomycetes, Boletales, Coniophoraceae. The record is from RefSeq and is a predicted model, not a curated record.